AGAGAGAGAGAGAGAGAGAGAGAGAGAGAGAGGGGGGGAAUGACAGAUGGACGGAGGGCGGCGGAGAACACCUCCACGAUUUAUGUUCAAACUUCACAACAAAGAAAUAUGAGCGUUUGGACGUUCCAAAUCUGACUUGUGAUUAUUCGGGAAGUUUAUACAUAUAUAAUUUUACAUUUCAAAAAGAGCGAUUCACAUGAGGAGUGUUUUGACGGGUGUCAGACCGCUCUGACCUCAGGAUCUGACGGACAGACAGUGACAGGCUGCAGUGUGAGCGACCUGAAGGAGGAGGGCGUUAAACGCUUAGACGAUACAACAUGUGCGUUCACAGAUCACUUGAACGGAUUUUGCAUGACAGACAGACUUGAUUUCAUAAUGUAUACUCUUUGAUAUCAAUCCAAUCUUUGGGGGUCUGGGACAUUUUAAGGCUUAAAAGGAUUUGGACUCACAUCCUCAAAAUACACUGACAGACAGAUAUAGGAACUCGUGCUGCUGGAGAGUCAUUAAAUACCUUGAAUCUGCCGCUCAGGAUUUACUGAGAAAAUAAUCCACUCCAAUUCAGACCACAUCAACCACCCCGGCUCGACGCUGCACCCAGAGACACUACCUCAGAAGAGUCCCUCCAUUAAAAGGACUGAAGCAUUUGCUUCAGUGGCUCCCUCUGUAAUGUUAAAGUGAAGGCAUUAAUACAAGCUCACGUUUACUCACACACAGCCAGCAGGUGCAUGAAUGAUGGGUAAUAAGGCUGGGUGAGAGGGCAGCUUAAAGCGUAACAAAGACAUAUAAAGACACAUAGGGGAGGUUUAAGGUCUCUGUAGGACAAGCUGCAGGUUGUACACAUGAUUAUCACACAUAAGAUACACUGUGCUGAAAGGGAUUCUUCCAGAGACUUCAGCACCAUGAUGGAGAAAAUGAACCCCACCGGCCCACCGGCCUCACCGCCCGACCUGCCUCGCCGUUCCUCCUCUUCCUCAUCCUCCGGCGCCUCCUCUCCAUCCUGUGCCUCCGUAGAGCAGCACAGUCCCCUCCAGCAGACUUUAGCCCCCUCGAGUGCUAACAAGAACGGGCACAGGGGACACACGGAUGUCCCCUCUUCCGGCUCCAUUCACUCGCCCAUUUCCACAACAACAUUAACUAGUCGCCCUGCAGAUACAGCUGCUGCACCUGAGCCCAUCGUCAUGGAGACCGAGGAGGAGGAGGAGGAGAAGCGACGAGGGCCAAAGAGCACCACAGCCCCUGUCAUUUCGACAAACAGGUCUCCAACUCUGUCCUCCCCACCUCCACUUCUCCCGGCACCUUUCAAGACCUCCUCGGGCCCUCUACCAACUCCAACCUCCACCGUGUCCUCCCUUUCCUCCUCCUCAUCCUCACCUCUCCCUCCACACAUUCCAGUCAUCAGCCUUGGUCACAGCAAACCCCCUCUCCCUCUCCCAAAUACCCCUUUGACGGCCCUCCACCCGAUUCCCAACCUCCUACAUGGGCCACAUGGGGACCUUCGCCGCAGUCAGCUGUCCUGUUCUUCUGGGGGCCCUUCACCCCCCUCCCCAGGGCCCCUGCUGCCUCAGCAGUACCUCUCUGCACACCCCUUCUUCGCCAGCUCUUACCUGGGUCCCUCAGGAGGAAAUUAUGGGGUCAUCAAUAACAGCCGGAUCAAGCGAAGACCCUCGUCACACUAUGAGGUGGAGAUCAAUGACUGCCCGCCCCAGAAGAUGGCUCGCCGUGUCUUCACCAACAGCCGCGAGCGCUGGCGACAGCAGAACGUGAACGGGGCGUUCUCUGAGCUGAGGAAACUCAUUCCCACACAUCCGCCUGACAAGAAGCUCAGCAAGAAUGAAAUCCUGCGUCUGGCUGUGAAGUACAUCAACUUCUUGGUCACUCUGCUCAACGACCAGGCGCAGGACAAGAGCAGAGACUCAACUGAGGAUGAGGACGAGAGCACCGUGGCAGACCAUAAUAAACAGAACAUCCUUUUUCAGUGCAACACCCCUCCUCCGUCCAACGACGCCCCGCCGCCCCGCCCCGGGACCGUCCACAGAGACAGAGACUCAACAGACUCAGUCAUCGCCAUGGUUAACUCCCCAGCUACAUCCAGUUGCUAUGGCGACACGGACAGUGAGGAAAGCUUUGGGGCUAAGACUUCUUUGGUGACCCAUGGCAUUCUGGGAAAGGUCAAGGGUCAGAUAAGGAUGGUGGCAGCCACAAACGAUGAGCGGUGACACCAAAAGACAGCCAACAAAGAGGUGCGAAUGUUAGACUGAUGGACACAAUCAUCGUCGGACACAAAAAGGGUUUGAGGAGCAAGCGUGACUCUCAUUAAUCAGUGAAAUAAGUGGGAGAUGGAUAUUUUAAGACAUUUUUGUUGUUUCAACUGCCUUUAUGUCUUUUCCAGGGUUGUGCAAACAUUGUGUAAGCUCUGUGUUUUGGGAAAAUACUGCUGUGGGGCAGGUUGAGGGCCAUGAAACAUCAAUGAGUAUUUAAACAGACUUUAAAAGGUUUCAUAUCCAAAUAAGGUCCCAAUUUGUCAAACAAUGAGGCUCCAUACCAUAUAUGAAUUAUGCAAAACACUGUGAUGGAAAUAUAUAUUGUCUGAUUUUAAUUCCUACAUGGUAACAAAAAUAAUAAUCUUUUCUCAGAUAAAGAAUUUAGGUUGAAAACCAGAUCUUUUGUUUUCUUAAUCUAAAUGCUGCCUUGGUAACAUUUAUAUAAUUAGCAUUGCCCCAGUAGAUUUAAAGUGACUUAAGAGUGCCACUACUCUUAUGUGCCUGCAGAGAAGUGCAUGCGAACAAUGCAAUAAUUAACCAAAUUUGCCGUUUUGGAUGUUCCUGCUUUUCUUAUUGUCGGAGAUGGUUCCACCCCAAGAUUGUGAAACACUUGUACCAGACAGAAAUAAAGUGUGUUUUAGAUAGCUGUUCCUUAUUUGACAUCCUCUUAUUGCAUUACAAAGACUGCUCUGUGUCAGCAAGAUUUCUCAACAUUACAAUAAUGUUUUUCCCAUGUUUGUCAAAAGGUUUAGGGAACAUUUGCGUAUCCUCAAAGAGUUCAGCACAAUUAAAUCUCAGUUGCUAUUGGGUUGGGUUCUGAAAUAAACAAGUGUAAACGUGAAUGCUCAUUUUUAAACAAUAACGUGUAAUAUUUGUCAGCACAUGUUACACAAUAAGGGCUGAAUAGUCAGGGGCAAACUCCUUGUUUUUUUGUGCUUUUCACCAUAAUGACAGAUUCAUUACAGUACUUUCAACAAUGUAGCCAUAAAAAAAAGUUUUAAAUGGUUUUACUAUAGAGCCCUGAAAAUAAUAAAAA
Molecule: messenger RNA, 3297 nt
Organism: Notothenia coriiceps (black rockcod)
Lineage: Eukaryota; Metazoa; Chordata; Actinopteri; Perciformes; Nototheniidae
Gene: lyl1
Product: LYL1 basic helix-loop-helix family member
Biological process (GO): regulation of transcription by RNA polymerase II
Molecular function (GO): DNA-binding transcription factor activity, RNA polymerase II-specific; RNA polymerase II cis-regulatory region sequence-specific DNA binding; protein dimerization activity
Source: RefSeq, a predicted model, not a curated record